UGUCAUAGUGUCAUACAACUAUAGAAGUCAUCGUCAUAUAUGGACAUAUGGUUACAGACAAAGUAACAAGUCCCCCUUGUUCUUCGAUCCAAUUUAUAUAUUCUUCUCUUGUUGAUUCACAGUCUUUAACUGCUUGAAUUGUAGCAGAAAAUCGCGUAAAAAUGGAGAAAACAUGUAAAUCAAUGAGUUUACUGAAGCUAGUUGAAGAAAGAGCGUCCAUGAAGAAGAAACUAGAUGAACAGAAGCAAAAACAACAGUUGGAUUCAGUACCUUAUCUUCCAAAAGAUUGUGUUUCCAAUAUCUUAAUUCGAUUACCUAUCGAAUCCCUUCAACGAUCAAGAUUUGUUUGCAAGCCAUGGUAUAGCAUCAUCAAGAGUCCCACCUUUAUUCGUGACAAUCUUCAUCGGGCCGAGAAGGUCUUGAUCUUCUUGAGCCCGGUGAAACGAUUGUCACGCUGGUGGGAUCAAGAUUCGGAUUCGGGUUUUCCUUUUCACGAAAACCCUAAUACGUUUUCGGUUGAAUCGAAGGUUUUUGAGCUGAAAUCGGUUCACAUGCUUCUUCAGCCAUUAGUGAACCCAACCUUUAAGUAUGCUAUCAAGUUCAUGGUCCUAGAAGAUGGAAAGAGCACGACACGUGACUAUAACGCGACGUGUAUGGGCAGGAUUAGGGCGAGUUGUGACGGGCUGAUCGUGGUCGAUAACACGUUGGAAAAGGGUGAAUUGGUGAUCAUGAACCCGGUCACUCGUGAGCUGAAUUUACUUCCUUUAGGUACUUUAUACCCUUCACACGAUGAGUCAUAUGCGCUCGUGUGUUGUGACGCAGGAGGGUAUAAACUAGUUCACUUGUUUCGAGAUGAGUCGCAGUUCAUCGGAUGUGAGGUUUUAAAAAUUGGUGAGAAGUCAUGGAGGGAUAUCGACGGGCCAUCUUUUGGGCUAAUUAAAUGGUUUGGAUAUGACCCAGUUUUUGCUAUUGGGGCGUUACAUUGGGUUCCUGAAGUUGACCAUAGUGAAUACAUAGUCACAAUGACUAUAGAGGAUGAGAAGUUUCACAAGAUCAUGCUUCCUAAGACUAGUAGAUUUAAUGAUCGAAUAAUGGAAGCGUAUGAGCGCCUUUGUUUCGUGACACACGAGGAAAUGAACGAAAUAAGCAUCUGGGUCUUGGGAAGCGUGUCGGAAGAAGCGUGGACGAAGACAUAUACGAUCGCGGUCGGGUGUAUAAGAGAUUUGAUCCCUCUUUACUUUUUGAGAUUUAAAUGGGAGUUGUAUUUCUUGGAUAAAGAUGGUUCGGUUUUCUGUUUUGAUUUUGAAGACCAACACAUGAAAAAGGUCACAACAACGGAAGGAUGUUUUAAGUUAGCAAAUGGGGAGUACACGCUUCAUGUCAAUAGUCUUGUUUCCUGGCAGACAAUAGACAUAGAAGAAUGAUCGUGAUCACGACGCAUGUAUUAUAGAUCAACGGUGUCAUAUGUGUUGUUUAUGUCGAGAUGAUGCGCUUGAAUGUUUAUGAGCUAUCAUAUAAUUUUAUCAAAAACAUAUUUUUAAUAUAUGUAUAUUUUUUUAUUUGCAA
Helianthus annuus (common sunflower) is the source of this 1566-nucleotide messenger RNA. Its product is annotated as F-box/LRR-repeat/kelch-repeat protein At2g27520. NCBI's taxonomy places the organism in Eukaryota, Viridiplantae, Streptophyta, Magnoliopsida, Asterales, Asteraceae. The record is from RefSeq and is a predicted model, not a curated record. Gene Ontology annotation, molecular function: protein binding. The transcript has a single exon. Bases 162 to 1424 code for a protein of 420 amino acids.